CCUAUUCUCCCGCACAUGCGCUCACCCAGCCCCCAAGAACUCCGACAGGGCCAGGGCCGCAGUCCCGCCCCCGGGCGUCACGCUGGCUCCGCCCAAUGCGGAAGUGAGAGUGGCCCGCCAGGCCCUGAGGCUCCGCGCAGAGCUGAGUCCGACAUGCGGGCGGUGGGUGGAGGCGGGUUCUUCCCCCGUGGCCGGACCCGCAGCGCCGACACCGUGCGGCUCCGCAAGAGAAAAUCUGCGCUGUACAGCGCUGCCCCGGGGGCCGGCGGGGAGCGGGGCCCAGAUCUUAUUGGCGAGAACAUUUAUCUGGUCUUGUUUACCAUAACUCUGCGAGUACUUAACUGCUUUUUAGUCCAGACAAGCUUUGUUCCAGAUGAAUAUUGGCAGUCGCUUGAAGUCGCACAUCAUAUGGUAUUCAAUUAUGGCUACUUGACCUGGGAAUGGGCAGAAGGUUUAAGGGGUUAUUCAUACCCACUACUCUUUGCAACUAUCUACAGAGUUUUACAGCUGCUGGCAAAGGAUGACGUUCAGCUGCUGAUUUGGAUCCCUAGACUUGUGCAAGCACUUCUGUCAGCUCUAGCAGACGUAAAACUUUACUCAUUAGUGAGACACCUAGAAAAUGCAGAAACAGCAAAGUGGGUGUACCUUUGCCAGUUGUGCUCUUGGUUUACAUGGUAUUGCUGUACCAGAACACUAACAAACACCAUGGAAACUGUUCUUACCAUCUUUGCUCUUUUCUACUAUCCCAUGGAAGGCUCAAAGACAAAGAGCAGUUGCAAAUAUUUAACUUUGGUAACACUUGCAUUUAUUAUUCGUCCAACUGCUGUAAUUCCAUGGAUACCUUUGGUGCUCAGGCAUUUCUGGCAAGAACAGAAGAAGGCAGACCUUGUUCUAUACAGCUAUAUUCCAAUAGGAUUGGUCACUCUAGGGAUUUCUUUAAUAAUCGAUCGUAUAUUUUUUGGUGAGUGGAUACUGGUUCAGCUGAAAUUCUUGAAGUUUAAUGUGCUACGGAAUUUGGGGACAUUUUAUGGUUCUCAUCCUUGGCAUUGGUACUUGACCCAGGGAUUGCCGGUUAUUUUGGGCACCCAUCUACCCUUCUUUAUUCACGGCUGCAUCCAGGCACCAAAGAGGUAUCGGAUCUUUCUAGUGGUAGUGGUUUGGACAGUGUUGGUAUACAGCACGUUGAGCCACAAAGAAUUCAGGUUUAUAUAUCCCGUACUGCCAUUUUGCAUGGUGUUUUGUGGAUAUUCUCUUAAACAAUUGAAGACAUGGAAGAAAUCUGCAAUAACCUUCCUGCUUUUAUCAAAUUUACUCCCAGCCCUGUACACCGGUUUGAUUCACCAGCGUGGCUCUCUUGAUGUCAUGAUGCAUAUGCAGCAGCUCUGUAACAAUUCUUCUAACCAAUCAUGGGCUUCUGUCUUUGUAAUGAUGCCAUGCCACUCUACUCCUUUUUACAGCCAUGUUCACUGUCCUCUACCAAUGAGAUUUCUACAAUGUCCUCCAGACCUAACUGGAAACGAGAGUUACAUUGACGAAGCAGAUAUAUUUUAUUCUAAUCCACUCAAGUGGCUUAAUGAGGAGUUUUACAAUGGUACAUUACCUACUCAUUUGGUCUUCUUCAGUGUGCUAGAACAGGAAAUAUCAUCAUUUCUUGCUCUAAAUGGUUAUGAGAAAACUGCUACUGUCUUUCACACCCACAUGCCUCAAGGACGAAUUGGAAGCCACAUCUAUGUCUACACAAGAAGGGUGAAAUGAAGCAUGCUUUAAGAUCAGUUUCUGAACUGGGACCAACCCAAGUCAGUAUUGUACAGUGGUGUCUUGGUUAAACAGCCUUCUAGUACAGAACAGAGGGCAGUGAUACUUGAAAAUAGGUAAGCAAAAUUGACAGGUGGGGCUCAUUUAUAGCCAGUAGAUAAGGAUUAUGCUGGAUGUAACCGUUUAGGGAUGCUUCUUCACUUGUGGAAAAGUUGAACUUAAGUGGCAAUAUUCUCAUCUUAUCUCUGGGUGUUAAGAGAGGAGG
Messenger RNA from Dermochelys coriacea (leatherback sea turtle), 2020 nucleotides. It is a transcript of the gene PIGB, whose product is annotated as phosphatidylinositol glycan anchor biosynthesis class B. The record is from RefSeq and is a predicted model, not a curated record. NCBI's taxonomy places the organism in Eukaryota, Metazoa, Chordata, Testudines, Dermochelyidae. Gene Ontology annotation, biological process: GPI anchor biosynthetic process. Gene Ontology annotation, molecular function: alpha-1,2-mannosyltransferase activity. Bases 16 to 1755 code for a protein of 579 amino acids. Gene Ontology annotation, cellular component: endoplasmic reticulum membrane. The transcript is spliced from 12 exons.